Messenger RNA from Zootermopsis nevadensis, 525 nucleotides. NCBI's taxonomy places the organism in Eukaryota, Metazoa, Arthropoda, Insecta, Blattodea, Termopsidae. The record is from RefSeq and is a predicted model, not a curated record.
UCAUCAGUUAUAUGAAGUAGAAAAGCAAAUUAGUGGAUGUGUAUCUCACUGCCACAGUAAGAUGGAAAAACAAAAAGCAUGUCUCAUCUUUCAUGACCACAGUGCAAGGAAUUUAUUUUGUUUCUUUCAGAUGGGAAUCGCGCAUCUGACAUAAAGUCGAAUAACAUCCUGCUCGAUUCUGUCGGUCAUAUCGGCCUUGCAGACUUUGGGUCAUGUAAGCAGUUCCAACCACAUGAUAGGAAGACGUGCCAGCACACAAUGACGGAGUGCCGAGUGUCAGCAGAAGUAGGUGACAGCCCGUUCUUGGUGAAGUCACACUACACCUUCCAGACGGAUUCCGAUCUGCACCUGGUAAUGGACUUUCUGGAAGGUGGAGACCUGUAUGACCUUCUCAACCAGCGAGAGAAGUUUGCCGAGGAGGCCGUGAAGUUCUACACGGCGGAGAUCGUCCUCGGCAUCGAAUACCUGCACAAGGUAGGCGCACGGACGCACUGCAGCCCUCGUCAAUGAAGUGCUUAACAAAUA